AUGGAUGAGGCCACACUACUCUCUUCGGCUCCACAAGAAGUGUAUAUACCCCAAAAGUUGAAAGCCUUCAUGUCAGAACCACAAGGCAGCGCUCUGGUGGCUGCGCUCGAGUCACAAUUCCAAUGCAUCAUAUCAGUGAUCAACGACUUUCUCUCUGUGAAAAGUUCCAUUCCGGGAAUGCAAGCCGACUUAAGCCAAAUCGAGAACAUUCUGCGCGAUGUGUGGCAAAAGCGGGAUAUUCAAUUGAUGAUUCGAGAAGCGGCGCUGAACGCGUCCUGCACCCAUACUUGUCACACAAUCCUUCCACGCGCCUACUGCGCCGUCGUCUUUUUCUUCUCUUCUGAUAUCAAGAGACGGUCUCGAUGCAACGAUAUGAUUAUCGAUCAUUUCACUGGGAAGGUCACAAUGUUCGGCACCGAGCAAUCUGUCAAUACGGCGAGAGAGGUGAUGAUAGAGUGUCUGACGGAGCACUUCGGGCUUCUGGAAAUCGAAAUACCCAUCACGCGGCGAACUGCGAGAAUGGGCUACAACUCGAAUGCUAUCGAAAUGCCACAGAACUCGUUCAAUCCUGAAGUACCGCCUCCACAACUGCCAGCUGUCUGUCACCCGCCGUUCCUCAACAACAUCUUCUCGAUUUCUGAGCCAAACGCGAUUCUGACAUCGACACCUGCAUCUGCUCCAGCGCGCGAUGGUUCUCUCCUGCCAUUCGACAACCAUCUGCUUUUCCCAUCUGACUUCUCGGUUCCUCCACCGCAACUGCAGCCUGUCGUCGAGCCACCACCGAAGACCAAUAAUGUGGAGAAAAUCAAGCAUUGGAUUCCAACCGCAGAAGUCGGCAAGAUUCUCGGAAAUCGUGCGGCGAUGAAGAAGCAAAUCGAAGGCCAAUUCAACUGCGUCAUCACCGUACACACCGAAGUGUAUUCGCACUUUGGGAUGACGUCCGUCGAGAUCAUGGCACAAAACAAGGAGCAAUGCCGAGGAGCUCGCAACGCGGUGAUGUCGCUGAUGUCGGCAUAUCAGGAGAAGGCGGGCGGCUCCUCGGUCAACGACUCGGGAGUGAACAGCCCGGUGUCGCCGAUGACCACCGAGAGUCCUUCGACGACUCCGGAGAAGCGAGGCGGAAGACAGUACCACAGAAGCAGUUUCCGCGAUCAACCGAAGGUGAUGCUGGCGUUGACACCACGAAAGAUUGCCCCCGCCGUCACUGAAUAG
Molecule: messenger RNA, 1212 nt
Organism: Caenorhabditis remanei
Lineage: Eukaryota; Metazoa; Nematoda; Chromadorea; Rhabditida; Rhabditidae
Exons: 6
Coding region: 1-1212 (403 amino acids)
Molecular function (GO): RNA binding
Source: RefSeq, a predicted model, not a curated record